CGAGAGUGAGGGGUGGGAGGGGGGAGGAGGCUCCGAGAGGGCCACCCGGGGCAAGGAGGGAUCCCAACGGGACCCCUACCAGCAAGCCACUGCCCGCUGUGCCCCCUCCGUCAUACUCGGGCCACCACUCGAGCACUCGGAUGCGUAGCACGGCCAAUGCGAGGGCUGCAGGGCUGUUGCACCGGCCCCCCGGGGCUUGGCGCAAGGCAUUCCAGGCAGAAACGCCCAUCCUCCCGUGGCCAGCAGUACUGCCUGGACGAAUACCACCCUGGGGUAGCCCAUUGGCCUCUUGGGUCGCCCUGGGGCCGGCCUUCCACGCCGAGUUCUGCCUAUUCACAGCGCUAGAGCUGCCGUGUUCGACGAGCUGCAUGGGCAGCCUCGAUCUUCCCUGCGGCUUGGCUCACCAUGGGAGCAUGGGAGGAGGGAGGGAGGUUGGUUGCAUCCGGUCGAGAUGUUGGCGACUGACAAGACGGGGCACUUUCUGGCUCCCCCCCUUCUCUACCCUCCGCCAUCCUUCCCCCGAACCAGCACAUCCUCGUCGGCUCUCCUGCCCGAGAAAGAGGCAUCUGGUCCUUGUGAACAGGUCGCGCAAUGUCGCCCAUGCCAGAGCCCAAGGGGGCUAUUACACCACCCCCUGCCCAGGAUGACGACGCAUACUCUGCGUACUCUGGGAGCAGCUACUUCUCGGACGAGCACACACUGCCGGGGGACGACGCCUACAACGACGAUGCCCGCAGCUGGACCAGCGGGUCCUCGUAUGAGUCCUACGACUCGUUCACCCACCGCGAGCAGCUCCCGUCAUACCGCGUCCGCAGGUCCCAGGGCCCCUCCCAGCCCGUCUACGAGGCCUGGGUCCUGAGCCUGUCGCACGACACGGAUUACGAGGUCACGAAGCUGACCUCGUGCGGCAUCGACAUCCUCUCCACCCACGACGAGGAGCGGCCCUUCGUGGUCACCAGCACGGCGACGCACGACCAGCAGGAGCUGAGCGACAUGGCCCUCGCCGCCGCCGCCAGCUACGGCGCCGACCACAGGCGCGGGUUCGCGGCGCGCCUCCUCCGCGGGACCCCCAAGACGUACGAGCAGGACCUGGACGCGCGCCUGCGCAGGCUCCCCGCCGCCCUCCAGUUCAACCUCAACGCCCUGCUCCGCAACCGCGAGGAGGCCACCUCCAGCCGCUUCCGCCGCCGCGACUGGACCGUCGCCGUGAUGCGCGAGCAGUACCGCUACCGGUUCGCGAGCGCGGCGCCCGAGGAGGUGAGCAAGAAGAAGAGGAAGGGCGGCCUCUUCAGGGGCAGGGGCGACGCCCGCCGCGUCGAGUACUUUUUCGUCCUCAGGGGCGCCGAGGGCAAGGUCGCCGCCGCCGACAAGGUCCUGCACCAGCCGCGCGAGUUCGACAACCCGUGGUCGAGGGUCGACGAGGAGGAGAGGAUCGCGCGCGAGCGCGCCAGGGGCGCCAGGAAGUACGGCAAGGGGUACCUCGGCGACGACCCGGUCCCCAGGCCCAGGAGGAGAUCGCCGUCGCCCGCGUACGAUCCCUACGGGGAGCCGUCACAGCCCCGUUUCCAGGACAACAACCGUGACCACGACCUGGGACGGCGACCGCUCAUCGUCGAGCGCGAGCGCGGCAGGCCGAGCAGCCGCAGCCGCAGCCGCAGCCGCAGCCGCAGCCGGAGCCCGUACAUGUAUCGCCGGCGGAGCCCAGCCUAUUCACCAGUCAGGAACGGCCGUCCUCCCCUCAACCCCUUCGUGCCCCUGCCGUUGGGCAUAGGCGGCCUCCCGCCAUUGCCGCCUACGCCCACCGCAUACUACUGCCCCACGCCGGGGCCGUGCUACGCCCCAACCCCGGGACGCUUCAUGCCUCCUCCUCCUCCCCCUCCUCCCCCGCCGUGCGUAGGCCUGACAGGACACCACCACCCCCCCUUCGGCCUGCCUCCCUUCGAACACUUCCCCAUGCCCCAGGGCAUUUUGCCCCCGCCGCCACCACCGCCGCCCCCGCCGGUGGCGCAGGCCAUCGACCCCUACCCGCUGGAGAUCUCGUCCCCGCCCCAGUCCCCGCGGGGCCUGCCCUCGUCCGCCUACAACUGCCUGGGCGGCGCCCCUCCCAUGAUGCCGCCCGGGUUCCACAGCAUGGAGGCCUAUCAGCGGCUGUUCGACGCCGGGUUCCCUGAUCAUCGUGGCGACGAGGAUGAGGACGGGGAUGAUGCUGGGAGUGACGGCGCCUCGCUGCGGUCUGGUGGUGGUGGGGGCGACCUGCCGGCGUCCCCUCCCGCGGCGCCCAAGCCGAGCAACCUGACCACGCCGACCGAGUUCUCGCCCGCGACGUCCCACCACACUGGGUCGAGCGUGCAGAGCGGCGGCAGCGGCGGCAGCGGCGGCAGCGGCAGCACGGACGGCGUCACGCCGCCUGGGGCCCCCGGUAUGGAGAUCAUCUGGGACUGAGGAGGGACGUCGUAGGGGCUAGUUGGGUGCUUCGACGCAGGUGUGGGGGAGUGGAGCAGAGGCUUGUUGGUUAUUUGGUUCGCGACAGGGCUCGGACGAUACUUGAUUCAGUGCCGGGAAGUGUCGUGAGAACCUGCAUUGGGAGACCCGUUCUAGAAUAUGCGAGCUUUGACACGUCUGCUACUAGUGUGUUUCUUCGGUAUGAAUACAUGUAGUGUUUCUCGCUCCGUCCCCGGUCUUUGCUCUUUACUAGGCGAACUUUAAUAUUAUCAAGCGGGGUUCAACUCAUCCAUGCACGCACUGCUCUAAGCUGUCGUCUGUGUUAAACAGUCUCACCAAAUUCAUGGCCAACUGCUGAACUCUCAUACAUAAUAUCGAUUGACAUCUGGCUCUCAUUGCUUCCUAAAAGCUAGACCAUAUGACAGGAAUGUCUCGCUCCGUUCAACUUAGAUUAAACUCGCUUGGAUCUUGAUUCAGACCCCGUCUCUAUUUUCGCUUUGUGAUUUGAGGAAAUCAAGCAGCUCUAUGGAAUCAUCAACUUCGUCCUUCCCAGCAACAGAAGGGCCAAGUCUAGUGUAAAACGGCCACUCGAAGCGAGCCGGGUAGAACCCCGCGUACUCCCAGUCGAUGAUGGCAUUAAUCCUCAACAUUUCCGGGUCGACAAUGACGUUCUGCUGGGACAAGUCGUUGUGGCAGAACACAUAUUCGUCAUGAUCGGAGGGUUUCAAGCGCCAGCGGUCCGUCUCUGUGUGCCGCAGGACUCGAUACGGGGGGAUCACGAUCCCCAACGGCCCACCAAGCCUGUUGGACCUGAGGGUCCGGAGCGUCGCGAGAUGGCCCCGGAGCUCCUCACGCACGACGGCCUUCUGGUCCUCUGUCAGGUCCGACAUGCUCACACCCUCGACGUACUCCGUGACCAGGUAAUAAGCAUCGUCGUCCUCGAAGUCGCAGUAUACCGUCGGGACUGGAAUGUUGGUGUUUUGGCGAAUAUACCGCAAUGACUCUGCUUCAUUCAUAACGCUCUCCUUCCGAAAGCGAGGUAUAUGAAGACCUCGAUGCCCGGUGCGGAACUCCCUGGGCCUCAAGGUUCUCUUGAUGAAGGAUCCUCCACGGUGGUAGUAUUUUCUCUCAAAUGUGACCGCAAAACACCCUUCCUCCUGUGUCGCUUGCUUUUCAGGCAUCGCGACGCCGGCGGAGAUUGGAUGCUGGCGAAAUCAGAGCUGGGAGAUUUGGUUCUUGGCCUUGAAAUGAAUCCUGAGGUUAUAGCGUAGAGCAUUCAACUGGGUCUGAGCAUUUGUGCUCUAAGAAGUCUCUGCGAAAUGGUUGAAAAGAAACACAAGUUGAUC
Messenger RNA from Diaporthe batatas, 3788 nucleotides. RefSeq lists its product as uncharacterized. The record is from RefSeq and is a predicted model, not a curated record. NCBI's taxonomy places the organism in Eukaryota, Fungi, Ascomycota, Sordariomycetes, Diaporthales, Diaporthaceae. The transcript has 2 exons. Bases 592 to 2442 code for a protein of 616 amino acids.